UAAUUGUAUUUGUGAUGUGACCUAACACGGCUUGGCAAGUAAUGGCCCUGACAGAACAAACCGAAUAAAGAUCUGACUAAUCUCAUAUAAUUUCAUUUAUAGAAAGUGGAUAGUAAUAUAGGUUCGUCUGCAGAAUAGAUUAUUUUGUGCGACAAAAAGCGAUCAUCGAUUGGAUCGCUUUCUCAAAACUCUUUCAAAUAUAUAAAAAUACGCUAACAUGAGUUACAGAGAUACGUAUUCGCUCUAUCCGAGAACACAUUCCUACAGUGCUGCUAAUGAACAACGUGUAGGAAGCUACUUAAGGACAUUAAGGAGUUAUGGGGCAUCCCCAUCUUCGGUGCUGGAUUCAAUUCCAUCAUACCGAUCAAGAGUGUUUACUGAUGUCGCUUACACUUCAACACCAGAUGUCAAUGAAGUUUAUCCUGGGCUCUAUGUUGGUGACGCUGUUGCUGCCAAAGACAAAGCUUUUUUAAAAAGGAUGGGUAUCACAUAUGUUUUGAAUACAGCGGAGGGCAAACGCUACACACAAGUUGAUACAGAUCACUUGUAUUAUCGUGAUUGUCCCGGACUCCGUUACAAAGGCUUCCAGCUUAUGGAUCUUCCAACAACAGAUAUAUCUAAAUACUUUCAUAUUGCUGCUAAUUUUAUUGAUGAAGGACUUUCAAGAGGUGGUAAGGUACUGGUUCAUUGUUUAAUGGGAGUGUCACGUUCGGCGACUUGCGCACUUGCUUUUCUGAUGAUUAAGCGUGGCAUGUCUCUCACAGAGGCUCUUGCCUUGGUCCGCUCUCGACGAGACAUCCACCCUAAUGAGGGUUUCCUUCGUCAGCUGCAACAGCUGGACAAGGAACUGCGGGUGUCUCGGAUCCGCUGACAAUUAAAUUCUUAUCAACCCUUCAGUAUGCCUUACGAUUAUAGAGAGCGGCGACAUCGCGUCCGCAGUCUCGAUCGAGCUUACACCAAUCCGUAUUUAGAUUAAAUGUCUAAAUUCAUAAAUCACUGAAGGUUGAUAAUAUACGUAUUUCCCCGAAUCUAAGGUGAAGAUAGACAGGUAAUUGAUAAAAUUAUUUGACGAAAGUUUUAUUUUUUAAGACUUUUUCUUCUUUGAAUAGUUUAAUAUAAAUGUUUUUUGGAUAUAGGGUAUAAAUAUGAUUGCUAGGUAUCAUAAAAAAUUGUAAUUUGCAAAUAUUUCUAUAAAUGUUAAAAACAUCGAAUAUAUUAGUCACUUGUUAUUUAAAAUAUUGUUUCUCCUGUGCCAUUUGUAUAUAUGUUAGAUUGAUAAAAUCUCAUCAAUAUUAGAUAAAAAAUAAGAAAUCAAAGAUAUAUGUUAUGUAUUGUUAAAAAUAAGUGUCUGAAUUUAACAGUACAAUUCUAUAGCCUUAUCAUAAGUCAUGAGAUGACACUAUAUUCUUGCUAUAUUUAGACAUAGUAAGAUAUCACGAAAAAUCUAUAAAGUUAUAUUACUCUACUCAUUCAUAUAUCACUAAUAGAAAAUAUAUAUUUAUAUUAUCUUGUAUGAAUGUAGUUAUAAUUUAAAUUUCGGGUGACAUGCUGUGAUCUUGGAUUAUUAAAGUUGUUUCUUUGUAAGGCUGCUGUAUAUGUCAGUAAUAUUCUUGUAUUUCUUAUACAAGAAUCACAAAAGAUCAGUUCAAACAAAGUAACUGAUUUUGUGCAUUAUGACAAUGACAGUCAUCAGUCAUCACAAGAAAUAGACUAGAUUGUCAUAGACAAUACAUUGUCAAUGAGUAAAUAUAGGGCACUGCGUGCGUAUUUAUAA
Papilio xuthus (Asian swallowtail) is the source of this 1774-nucleotide messenger RNA. RefSeq names its product dual specificity phosphatase DUPD1. Lineage: Eukaryota; Metazoa; Arthropoda; Insecta; Lepidoptera; Papilionidae. The record is from RefSeq and is a predicted model, not a curated record. The transcript has 5 exons. Bases 218 to 871 code for a protein of 217 amino acids. Gene Ontology annotation, biological process: protein dephosphorylation; negative regulation of MAPK cascade. Gene Ontology annotation, molecular function: MAP kinase phosphatase activity; protein tyrosine/serine/threonine phosphatase activity. Gene Ontology annotation, cellular component: cytoplasm.